GCUGAAACCAUUCUCCCAGAUAGUCACAUCGUAUACUUAAUUAAAAGUGAUGUUGAAGCCUCCAGGGUUACACUUUAUUUCGCUUUUAGUUUUCAUUCCUAUAUGGAUCCAGGGGUUUGCGGUGGUUGACCUCCACAAACAUUACCAAAAUAAUGAAACCUUUCAGGGAGAGAAAAUAAAAUGCAUUGAUGAGCUCGGAUGUUUUGGGACCGGUGGUGUGUUUUUUCAUCUUCUAUUUCGACCAGUCAGUGUUCUCCCCGAUGACCGAGAAGUCAUUAAUGUCCAGUUUAACCUUUACACAAGAGAUCGUCCCAAAGACGAGCGGGUGCUGAAAAGUUCAGAUAAAAAUUCGGUUCUUAAGUCUGAAUUCAGUAUAAAUCGCCCAACCAAGUUUAUUGUCCAUGGUUACAUCGAUAAUAAAUUGUUUGGACUUUGGAUGAGGGAUAUGAAAGACGAGUUUCUUCUUUCUGGAGACUUCAACGUUAUAAUUGUUGACUGGAGUGGUGGAAACAAGCUACCUUAUCACCAAGCAACGGCUAACACCCGUGUUGUCGGAGCCGAAAUCGCUCUGUUAAUAUCAAGAUUAGAGGAAUGGGUUGCAUUAAAACCAGAAGACUGCCACAUCAUUGGGCACAGUCUGGGUUCUCAUAUUGCAGGAUAUGUCGGUGAGCGACUGACUCGAUUAGGUCGUAUUACAGCUGUUGAUCCAGCCGAACCAUACUUUCAAAAUAUGCCAGUAGAGGUCAGGAUAGACCCUUCGGACGCUCUAUUUGUUGACGUGAUCCAUUCUGAUGCGAAGACGAUUUUCUUGAUGGGCCUUGGAAUGAGCCAAGAAGUUGGACAUGUGGAUUUUUUCCCUAAUGAUGGAACCAAUCAACCGGGUUGCAAGACUGACCAAGUACUUUCCUUUAUUAUCGACGGUCUGAAUGAAGGUAAAAAAGCUUUAGUACAGUUUAACAGGACUUAUAACCAUUUCUUUUAA
Molecule: messenger RNA, 982 nt
Organism: Limulus polyphemus (Atlantic horseshoe crab)
Lineage: Eukaryota; Metazoa; Arthropoda; Merostomata; Xiphosura; Limulidae
Product: pancreatic lipase-related protein 2-like
Exons: 6
Coding region: 50-982 (310 amino acids)
Biological process (GO): lipid metabolic process
Molecular function (GO): triacylglycerol lipase activity
Source: RefSeq, a predicted model, not a curated record